Molecule: messenger RNA, 11447 nt
Organism: Culex pipiens pallens (northern house mosquito)
Lineage: Eukaryota; Metazoa; Arthropoda; Insecta; Diptera; Culicidae
Exons: 19
Coding region: 1889-5800 (1303 amino acids)
Source: RefSeq, a predicted model, not a curated record
CCGCCAGUCCAGUUUGGAACGUGAGUCGCGACGGUUCGGAUUUUCGGAAGCAAAAGAAGAAACACGUGCCGUGGUGGUGUUUGUCUCUCUUUCUCUCUUUCUCACGUGCGUGCGUGCGUGAGUGCGAGUGUGUGUGAAUAUUGUCUGUUCUGUUCUUCUGUUGAAUUGGGAGAGCAGAUUUGUGUUUUUGCCUAAGCGGUUUUUGGGUGUAUGUCUAAGUAAGUGUGUGUAUUUUGGUGAAUGGUGUAAAACCCUGUUUGUUGGUGUUUUGCGUUUAAGUAGGAAGACUUGCCCUGGACUCCGGACACUGGACCCCGGAGGUCAAAGGGGACCAUUUAAGCGAUUUUGUGUUCCGCAGUCCGGAGAGUGGUGGAUCUCCUGAAGAAUCUCGGAGGAAGUGUGAUACGGGUUUUCCUUGAGAGAAGACGACAAUUUGUGUUUGUGUGUACACUCGAGAGCAGAGCAGGAGAGGAAAAUCCAUUUUUGUGUGUAUGUGACUCCAACUGGUCGACAGCGUGACGAACGAACGAACGAACGGUGAGGCUCCUCAUCAUCCAUCAAAGUGAAAAUCGAUCAGCUGACACACGCGCGAAAAUUGUGAAAUCAUCAGGCACGGCCACGUGGGAAAAGCUGGAACAUUCAUAAACUAAUUAUAAAAUCAUUAUCAUCAAUAUUGUACGCAAACAGCCUUUUUGGCGCGCUCUGCCCUAGUUAAGUCCACGUGGAAGGUAGUUUGAGGAAGAAACGCAGCGGCAAAUUUUACGCAACUCAUCACAUAAUCACCACACUUUAGUGGAAGAAAAACGGCAAGUUUUCCCUCUCUUUUGCGAAUACUGCGGUGUGAAUAAUUAUCGGGAAUAAUCGCAUAAAACGUUAUUAAAAGUGCUAGCUUCUGUUCGCGGUGAAAACAUCCGGAGAAACUGAACCGAAUUUGAAGGUGAAAAGUGACCCAGAAUCCAUCUCUUCGCUCAUCCCACCAUACUGGUCAUGUCCAGGGUAUAGAGAUCAAACGAAGCAACUGGUCCGGAAGUGAGCCCUACAGUGCCAGCAGUAAGUGAGUGGGUGUCAAAGUCAACACCAGAAGAAGAUUGAGAGGGGGAAAAAGUGUCAUCUGACUCAAUCUGGAAGAAGAAACGGAAUAAAUAAUCUCGCGGAAAAAUAAAUACAAAUAAUUAUCAUUAUCGCCAUCGAAGUGUGAAAAAUCGUUCAAAAAGAAGCAAAACGAGGAAAAGCAAACAAGCAGCGCCAGAAAUUGAACGUGUCAACAGUGACCAGCAGUGGUGUGGGGACUCGACAGUCAUAUCUGGAGUCGCUUGCGUGACAUCAGACCUGCUGGCGUAGGAAGUGUGCGAGUGUGUGUGUUUGCGUUUGGCGCAAAAGCGAUUUUGCUGGCGCUUACGAUUAUCUCCCGGUGGAGGACCACUCCCACCAACCAGUCUUGACCAUGCUUUGAGCCAGCUUUUCCUCAAACAAGUGAAACUUUAGAUAUUGCAGUCUUGGGAGCAAACUGCCAGGGAAAAUAAUAAAAAAAAACGUCGAAGAGAUAAUAGUGAGUGUGUGUAGGUGGAACUGCUGCUGCUAAAGUUGCUGCGGAUUUUCGAUUAGCUACGGCCCCGGAUUUUGGCGGAUCACCUUUCUCGGACGCUUGUGGUUGACGCCAACGACGACGACGACACCGCGGUUUUGCUUCCUGCUUUCUUCUGCGCGCGAGCAAGGUUGGUGCGCGGCUGCCGAUUUUAGAAGACUGCAAGUUUCUUCCGCGAGGAGUUUGGUGGGGAAGGCAGGCAGGCAGGCUCCGGAACUGGCGGCGGAAAACGACAAAAACAACAACAUCACGGCAAUCACGGGACGACGAUAAACCGUCCCGAAGCCCACCCCCGAAUCAGCGAUGGCAAAAGCUGAUUCGCUCCAGAAUGGAAUCAAAACAGACACCACAGAUGAUGUUGAAAAAUCGCUGGAACUGCUGGACAAGGUCCUGUCAGAGUUUGAAGAGGAGCACGAGGUAAUACACGCCCACCCGGUGGAACCGGACAGCCCCUCCCAGGGCAACCAGUCCGAGGACGAUGGUUACAUGAGCAUGAACGGCCGGAGGGCCAAAUUCGUACCUGAUUUUCAACCGACUGACGAGGCCAAUGCAGCCCCACUGCCACUUCCGGUGCCGCCAGACGGCAAGUAUUCACCCCCGUCGCCCGAGGAAGCAGAACGAAUUAUUUCCAAUUUAUUACCGAGAAUCUCCCCCACUACUUCGCCCACGCACAGGACGAACAGUACCAACAGUACCGGUGGCAGCAGCAGCAGUAGCAACAACAUUCGCAGCCCAGUGCACAGUAGCAGCACUACGACUAGCCCUAAAAGGAUUAACAUCCAGCAGCAUCAUAAUCACAGUAGCAGUAGUGAAUGGCGAACGCGAAAUCUCGUUCGAAACAACGAUUCGAGCACCAGCUCGAGUGAAAAGCCUUCCUCGAACGAUAAUACCGUGAUCGCCAAAAGUCCCACACAAACAACACUGCCAAAGACGCGACCCUCCAACGUUUUACCCACGCGAUACGCAAGUCUUCCAUGUUCCAGCCCGCCCAAACCAACCGGACCAAGCGAACCGCCGCCGAGCGGAGGCAGUCUAGACGACGACCGGAACCAACUCGGGGGCAUCGGGAUCAGCGCCGUACACGACGCCGUCCUGCGGGGGAUGACGCGGAUGCCAGAGCCCAUAGUUAACGAGCACCCGGUGACCAUCUACCCCGGCAGGGCGUCCCCACCCAGACGCCUUCCCUCCCGAAACCUGCCCGGAUCAAUCGAACGACACGGGUCUGCUGCCGCCACCGCAGUCUGUCGACCUGGCAACUAUCCGUCGGACAACUCACAGUCCUCACAGGAGACCUCGUCCCCGGAAAACAACGAGUCCGAGAACAACUCGUCCCUGUCGCCCACCCAUGGAGUGCCACUGAACAUCAACUACAACCACGGUCUGGUUACGAAUCGAAUAUUUGCCACCAGCAGUGCCGUCGAAUUCACGCGACCAACGCGGCCACGCAAUGGCAAGCAGCCGAGGCAUGAGGAUAGUGACGAGGAACGGUUCUCCGAGGACUCGUUGGAGGAAUCAUCACUGCCGCCACCCCCGGGACCGGUCACGGUGCCACCCCCACCGUCGCUUUCAGCUCCGGUCACACCUAGCAAACGCCACAGCAUAGCCUGGGAGGUGAACCUGGACGAUCCGGCCAGCUUUGGGGAUCCGUUGACCACAGCCAAACCCGCAACCUCCGGCUCCGGAUGCAGCAAGGUUAUUGGCAGGCGAAAAACGGGCAGCGGCAGCGGCAAGAAUGUUACCAGUUCGCAGUCGAGUCUGGAAUCGACGCCCAGCAACAGGAAAAGUGAAUCCAACGAGUGGCCUGAUCCGCCCGACAUUCCGAUCUGUAGCACCGAGGACGAGGCCGCGUCCCUGUACUCUGACUCAGAUGAGCUCAUUCCGAACGUACCGGACAUCAGCGGUCGGGGAACGUACGUCAUCCGGAAGGGACGUCGGCGGCAACGGUUGGAGAGUUUGGACGCCAGCAAUAAUCUGCCCAUUCCGGGCGGUGAUCAGCUCCAGCCGGCAACUGUGCCCUGUCCCGCCGUCGUUUCAGCCCUGCCCAGUCCCGUGUUUCCCGUGUCCAUGCUGACGCCCAAAUCACGCCACAGCAUCGAUCUGGGCAUCUCGUCUGUAUCGUCCCUCGGAGCGACCAGGUUUACACACUCCGUCGUUCCUCAGAAAAUACCAAGCUCAGUUCUCUCGCCCAGGUCACGACUAUCAUUAGAUUUAAGUUCACCUACCUCAGAGCUUCCAGCAAACGUGAAGAAAAUCACCAGCCCUACCGGAAGCUUCCCCGUGCACCACUCCUCGCAGAUGACCUCCCAAACACCCCCGGCCAACAACAGCAACAACAGUUUAAACAAGAGCAAAUCCAACCACGGCAGCAACAACAACCUGGCAGGAGGUGUUACUACUGCGUCCGGCGCUGUUGGCCAACAGUCCCAGCAGCAGCAGCAACAACCAAUAGUCUCCUCUCGCUACACCGAGUUUAAAACGUACAGUUCGACCUUUGAUGCACUGCAAGCGUUGGAGGGCAGCGGCAAUAAUGGCAACAACGGUGGUGGCGCUGGCAACAGCAGCAACAAUAAUAGCAUCAACCGCGGCGGAGGUGCCAUCGGAAACGGAACUUCCGUUGUAUCCUGUUCCGACAGCACCGACGGCAGCUCCCUAAUGCGGGUGUCCUCCCUGCCAGGCGUCACGCCCCAGCACCCAACCUCCUCCGCAGCAGGUACGGAAACAGCAGCCGACGGCCUUUCGACGCCACGCCGCGAGCUUGCACCGCCCAUCGAGGAAGACGAGGAGGCGGACAGUGACAACCAGCGGGGAGCCCCGCUGCGCAAAAUAGAGGAUAAUAUUAGUGCUUUAUUACGUGGUGAUAUAUCUGUUGCUCGAGUAGCCGACAUACCUCCCUCGAGACGUCCAUUAGGUUUUCGCCUAGGUGUUCAUAAAUCAGAAAGUGCCAAAGAAAUGCUAUUAUCACAAGCUGGUUUGGGGCCUUUGCCACCGUCGCCACCGUUGUCUAGUCCCGAGCCGGAUAGCGACGAAUUUCCUCCGUUGCCUCCCUCGCCUACCGAGGAACCUGAAGUUAUUCACCAAAUGCACGGCAUUCGUAUUAGCUCACGCACCCGAUCUAGCAGUAGCAAGCACGAUGGCCACUUCCGGGAAGAACACCCGCCGGCCGUUCCACCCCAUCGUGGCCCAUCGAUAAACACGCUGAAAACAAGAUCGAUGGACGCUGGCUUUAGCAAAUCUUACCGCAAUGGCUCGCACGCUUCCACUUCACCGCACGCCCCCGGAACGCUUCCUCCCGACUUGCCCGGUUGCAACUCCCGACGAAGGGUCAUCACCGGCGGCUACCAGAAGCGAACCGCACAAAGUCCCCGCGAGGAGAGAUCAUCGUCCCUGCAGACGUCGUGCAGUUUGCCCGAGACACCCAUCUUUGCCAGAGGUAGCUGUGAUAUUCCACGAACGCCACACCGGCGUGCUCCAGAGGUUCCCCCGCACGGCAGUGGAAGCCGAACAGCUCCAAGAACCAAUACGAACACGACAGGCAGCCUGGGCUCGUCGGUCGUCGGAAUUGGUACCUCGACCAUCGGUGGGCGGCAGCGCAGCAUCAGUCAAGCUUUUGCCAAUGGUGAAAUGUUACGCUUAGCAGGUGGCCCGGCCCGCGGUUGGUAUCCGAAGCAGCGGCAGGCUCGGCCCGUUUCCACCGAGCAUCUGGACCGACUGCACGCUGGACCGCAGGGAUCACUGCGCGCCUGGGAAGCAGCGGGUACGGGUAGCAGAAAACCGCUUACCCUACCACCUAAUCUCACACCUAAAUUUUUCAACAAGUCACCGCGAGAGGCUCUGCGCCGUGUUACUAGUUUGUUAAUUCGAAAAGGAACUUCCGGCACCAAAGAGAAAGAUUCGCGCCGGGACAAGGAGCGAGGAGGGGACAAGGAAGGCCACUCGUCGUCGUCCAUCUACCUGCAGCGUUCGCCGGGAUCGGACGUAACCGACUCCCGGGGCUAUCAAAACUUCCACCACCCCCACCAUCAGCAGCCUCCCCACCUUCCUCAUCAUCAUCACACGGCGCAGCACCACCAACGGCCGGAACAUCCGUCUUCGCAGCACCCCCACCAGCACACGAUGCCGACGAGCGCGACGACGGCGACGACGCAACAGAAAAAGAAGGGUUUCUUCAAGAGUUUUUGGAAAAAGUCUCGGCACUAUUCGCUGGAGAAGCAGUAAGUUGGGAAUCGAUUAUUUGUUAGGAUAGUAAUACGAAGUGAAAACAAAAAAAUAUUUAUACACUGUAUUUGCGGGUGGAAGUACUUUAACCAAACCAACCAACUCUAACAAAACAACAACAACAACAACAGCAAUCUCUAUCUAUUGGCCUAAAACGGAGAAGCAAGACGGUAGGUAUAUGAUGAAAAGAAACAAACAAACAAAAAUGUCGAAAAAUUACAUUAUCACAAUUAUGCAACCAAAGGAGUUAGAGAGCAGUUUUUUGUGCAGAUAGGAAGCAAACCCCCCACACAAAACUUGUAUUGUUGACACACACACACGACCCGCCCCGGAAAGAAUCCCAUAAUCUUUCACGUUAUAACUCGUUAACAGCCUCACCACAACCAAAGUUCGCAAUUCUCUAAGACUUCGCAAAAAAAAAAGUAUUUUUUCGUAUUUUUGCACUGUAUGAAUGACAUUUUGUACAUACAAUCAUCAUGACCAAAGAAUAAUUAAGAGCGAGUCCACGAGCAAAGCAUACCCAUCUCGCAUCGACCUCACCAAUCUGCCUGAAAUUUACAGGGGUUGUUUGUACAUAUAAAACUAGCAUCUGGCCAAAAUAUGAGCACUCUAGGUCAACGGGAAGUGGGGCAAAUCGGGACAAGGUUCAAAAGGUUCAAAAACGUCAAAAAUCGUAAAAAGGCUGUAACUUGGGCAAAAUUCAAUUUAAUUUAAACAUUCAAAAUUCAUCUGAAAGGGCUUAAAAAAUGCAAAAAAAGGCAGGGUAGAGCAUCCCAAUUGGUUGAAUGUAAAGGGCAUUUUAGUGAAAAAAUAGCACAGUUUUCAAACUCAAAUAAAAAAGUGUUCCAUUCAGAUAUCAACUCGGUUCGACCUGCAUCUUGUAGGGGACAUCUGGGACUACCAUCUGAGACUGAGAACGCUUUGGGUAAGGCAAUUUAACACAUCAAAUAGAUACUUUUACUUUUAAUGAUUUUUUUGGCUGUAAAAUUUGGCUCGGGGGACCCCUUAGAUCCCAUUUUCUGAUGAUAAUUUUAUCAUAUUCGUGUUUCUGAGACAAUUUCACAAUAGAAACAUGCAUAAAAAUGUUUAUUUUCAUCCAUUUUAACCCUUUGAAAAAUGAAAGUUAAAAAAAUUGUGAUGCUGCUUUUUUUCUGGUGUCAUCUAGUAUCCUUGGAAACGAACUUGAAUUUCAAUAAAUGUGAAUCAUUUGACUUUACAGCACUCAAAUGAGUAAGUUUUUCAAAAACUUGCCAUGGAAUUUAGUACUUUGUUUGUGAUUCUCAAUUUCAUGAACGCUUGUUCACGAAUUAAGACACUGAUUUUCUCCGUGUACACGAGCUAUGAAUGAUUUUUUUUAAACUAAAUUUUCAUUUUUUUUUUAAUUUUUGAAGAAAAAAUUAUCACAAUUUCUUUUAAAAACAAAUACUUCGCUCGGGUUAGUUUUCAAAAGGACGCAAAAGGCACCUUAACCUGUAACAAAAAAUAAAAUUAAAAAUUUUAUUUUGAGAAAUGAUACCACCUUUAUAAGGACAAGGGAACAAAAUCACAUAUUUUUCAAAAACUUUAUUUUUAGAUGGCAACAUCUUUAUUUUUAGAUGGCUUCUGCAUUCUUUUCAAGAUUUGUGCUAGCGCUAAUGUUUGCAAAAUAUCAGAAUUAAAAAAAAAAAUCUGGAGUGUCGAGUUCAAAAAACUUUUUUUGAUUUAAAAGAAAUGAAAACAAACGUAACCGUCAGUAGGGGUGACUAUGGGUAAAAAACGAUACACCUCUCGAUCGUAUUUUCUUAAUAACAAAAACAAUUCAAAUAACAUCGAAAAUCUUUCAACGUAGCCCAGUCACGACGUUCUAGCAGGAUUCUAGCAGAGUUCUCACAGAGCAUUCUAGCAGAAAUGUUCCACCGUUCUAGCAGGAUUCUGGCAGAACCAGCUCUGCUAGAAUAUGUCGUGACUGGGAGAUUUGUUCUUAGAUUGAGGUUUUGCAGCGCAACUGUGUUUCAAAGAAGGUGGCGCCAAAAUGAGGUUACUUGCCAAAAAUCGUAUUCCUUUCUGCUGGAUUAAAGAACAAAACCGCUUAUUUCUCAUGAUUCCCAGCAUCAAUCUUAACGAAACUUGUUGCAAGUUUUUUUUUUUCAAAAAAUCAUAGGUUUACGCUAUUUGUUCAUAGGUGGCGACAUGUGUCUUUUAGCUUUGCUGCAAAUUCUCUAUUUCUCAUGAUUCCCAGCAUCAAUGUUAAUGAAACUUGUAGCAAAAGACGAGAAAAAUUUUUUGCUUUAAAAUAAUGUACAGUAGUUGUUCGGUAACUGGGCGUUGUUUAACUGGGCUGCUUUUUAACUGGGCGCUCGAUAACUGGGCCGCAGCCCAGUUAAAAAGCAGACAAACGUCAAAAAACCAAAACAAACCGAAUUCACCGAGGGGUUAAUGGAUGCAAAAAUCAUGGCCAACAAAUAAAAAAACUUUUUUCAAACUUUUAUGUAAUUUCAAGACACAAUUAAAGAAAUAUGAAAAGUUAUCAUUGUAAACAAAUUUGAGUAACUUUUAUUUUUAUAUUUCAUCAAAUAAAUAUUAUGCAUCGGUAGUCCCCUCGUUAUUUUUCGUUCAGCCCAGUUAGCGAACAGCAUUCGAUGACUGGGCUACGUUCUCAGCCCAGUUACCGAACAACUACUGUACAUCAAUUUUUGGGCGCGCAAAAAUUUGUGACCUUUUUCUUAAAAAAAAAACAUGUUUUGGAACACGAAAAAAAUAGUUUCUCCGUAUAUAUCAAUGAAAUAAACAGUUAUACAGUUGAUAACAGAUGUGUUAACGUAUAUUCAAUAAUUUUUAUUGAUUGUUGACAGACUUUCUUACCAAUUUAUCCAAAUUACUAUCUUUUUCUAAAUUUACAGUUUUCUCAUAGAAAAAUCAAACAAAUAUUGGAAAGUUGUACACCAAAUUGUUGGAAAUAAAUUUUCUCAUCCGAAUCCGGCAUAAGUUUUAUAAAAAUGUUGAUUAUGAAGUUAAAAACAAGUUUUUUUCAAAAAAUUAUAGGUUUACGCUAUUUUGUUGGCGACAUGUGUCUUUUAGAUUUGCAGCAAAUUCUCUAUAGUUUACUAGCAUUUUCCCAAAAUAUGGUGGAUUUUGAUGAACACUACCUGAAAUGCCAAUUGUUUGAAAAUUGACCCAAUCUCACCCCUUAGAGGGGGUGACAUUGGGUCAAAUGAAACUAAUAUGAUGCUCAAAUACAACGAUAUGAUAAAAACAAGUCAUCAAACAGUGUUUCUUGUUCGAGGGAAUCGUAUUGACACGCUAUAAUAAUUGAAGUGGAGAUUUUCAAACAUUUGGGUAGUUUUCGAGCAAUUCUAACAAAAAUAUUAGAAAAAUGAUUCUAGAGGUAAUUUUUGGUCAAAAACGUACCCCAACUUAUGACAGCUGCCAAAAUUACAGGAUUUGUUCUAGGAACGAGAUUUUUUUUAGCGAAGUCAUCUUAAGAUGUUCCCUACAUAACCCUUUCAACAGAAUUCAUUUUCAUUAAAAAGAACCUGAGAAAUGGUAAAAUCCGUAAAAAUUCACUUUGACCCGAAAAAUCAGGGGGCACAAAAAAAAUAUUUUUACAAUAAAUUUCAAAAUUUCAAUGAAAAUUCAAGUGCAACCCGCUGAAAUCAAAAUACAUUCUCCUGCGUUUAAAAUCAUUUUUAGCAUGUUUGAAUUUAUUAAAAAAAUCUUAAGAUUUUUUGAAAAUUUUCGAUGCAAAAUCUUUUUUUUUCGAUACAAUUUUUGUUUUUGACAGAUCUUAGAUUUUUUGAAAACUAAUGAUUGCAAAACAACUGAACUAGUGUAAAAUGCAUUUUAAAACACUUUUUUCAUUUAAAUGUGAAGACUAUGGCUUGUUAUUUAAAUUUAUUUAUUUUUUUUGCCCCCCCCCCCCUUGACCUCGGCCAGGGCCGAGGGACAAAAACUUUUUUAAAUAUUUGCAUCGGCCUUAUAUAAAAAAUAUCAAGAAAAUUAAUAUGAUAUAUUUAAAAAAAAAUCGUAUGUUGAAACGAAAUAAUAAUACGAUACUGUAAACAUUUUUUAAUGAUUAACUAAAAGUAAUUUGGAAAACAAUUUUUUUUUAAGGAAUGAAUAAUUUCGAUUUCAGUGCCAAAUAAAAUGCAACAAUUUUACUUACCAUUUUUUAAUGUGUUUUUAUAUCAAUUUGAUAACAAUAACCCUGAAAUUGAAAUGACGCAGUGUAUAAAAACUUUCAAAUGUGUUUUUAAAUAACAAAUCAGGCUUCGCACCAAAAUAUGAAAUCUUAAAAAUACAUUUUUUUGAGGCACGCAUUUAGCUUCGAAUGGACAAGCAAUCGAAGGCAUAAGUUUGGAUUGGUUUCUUGGGUCGUAAUCAUAAUAAUCAUGCAUGGACAAAGUUUCAUUCAAAUAGAAUACUAAAAUCGAAAAAAUAGAACCGUUUACAACUGGAUCGAAAUCGAACGACUUUGAACCUGCUUAUCAGAAGAGAAAAAAAAGUCAGCAGUCAAAGCGUACUGCCUCUACCAAAGUAACUUUUAUUUCCGUUCCUUCGAUAUUCCCCACACAAACACACAAACCCUGGCGCAAGCAAAAAGUAUAGACGAGUAUUGUGUAAGAGAAAAAAGAAAGAAAAAAAAUCACAGCAAAUCACAACCAAAAUUCCGCUUGAUAGCGACCAUUUAGACGAGGGCAAUGUCUGUAAUUUCUGUUUGAGUAGUCAGUCAGUCAGUCAGUCAGUCAUGAUAUUCUUCUUCUCAUUCACUUGUAACGCAAAAAAAAGAAAAGAAAACGAAUAUGGAAAACAAGAAGGGAAAAGUUCGCUCUGUGGCAUUCCGGCACUAUCAUAGCAUUUUAAUCGUACGUACUAAACACAACACACCAAAACACACACACACCCACAUUAAGCGUUAUUUGAUAAAGGAAAGUAAACAAGUAAAAGGAUACGUGCGUCUGGCAGCGCAAACGUUGAGCAGUAAUGAGUUAAACAUAACAAAAAAGGAAGGAAACAGAACAGUUACAGUAAACAAACAAAACACAUUCAAUUCGAUUAGAUGGUUCAUUCAUUGAUUUAGAAGUGAAUAUGCAAAGUCAAGAGUCAAGUAGAGGAGGCAACUUGUGUAGAAUAGAGCAAUUGCAGAAGCGCAAAAAAUAGACUUGAUUAAAAGAAGAAGCAAAAACGCGCAUUGUUAGUCUGGAGUGACGUUGUAUUGUAGAUUGAGUACCGUGUAUAGAAGUGAGUUUAUGUGUACAGUUAUACUUCCUGCGUUAGUUUUUUUUGGUUAUCGGAAAAUGUAACCCAUUUUUCCCAUGUGACUUUUAUUUAUGAAACAUCACGUAUUUUGGUUACCUGUUAAGUUUGGAUCAAUUUCGGUUACUCUUUCUUUUCUCAGCAGCAAAACUGAACUAAUUUUCUGUACUGGUGGUUAGCCACCCAUAACAAAAGCAUUGGAAACCCGCUUUGAAAUUCGUUUGAAUAGAAUGUUUCCAUCGGAAGCCUUCGUUUCAAUUUUAAUGCAUGCUGGGCUCCUCAAUUUUAACAACUAUCAACACUAAUCUCAGUUUAAUCAAAGUCUUGAAAGAUAACGACAAACAAAAUGUAUUUCCACAUUUUCUUAUAUUUAUGAAACACACAUUAGCCCAAAUAAAGGUCAUUUUAAUCAAAA